Molecule: messenger RNA, 7050 nt
Organism: Myxocyprinus asiaticus (Chinese sucker)
Lineage: Eukaryota; Metazoa; Chordata; Actinopteri; Cypriniformes; Catostomidae
Gene: urb1
Product: URB1 ribosome biogenesis homolog
Exons: 41
Coding region: 68-6781 (2237 amino acids)
Biological process (GO): maturation of 5.8S rRNA from tricistronic rRNA transcript (SSU-rRNA, 5.8S rRNA, LSU-rRNA); maturation of LSU-rRNA from tricistronic rRNA transcript (SSU-rRNA, 5.8S rRNA, LSU-rRNA)
Cellular component (GO): nucleolus
Source: RefSeq, a predicted model, not a curated record
UUGUCGUUUCUAGCUUCACACUACUGUUGUCACAUGUGCGUGUAUUUCUUUACAGGGAGAAAAAGCGAUGGCAAAUAAACGUCAAAAUGAGGAUUUUCCCGAAUCCUUAACAACAGCAAAGAAAAGCAAAUCGGGGGAAAGCGAGUUUAAUGGCACUGCCUUCAAAUCCAUGUUAAAGGAUCCUGCUAAAGCGCUAAAGGGAUUGGACACCUUCAUAAAAAUUGCGAAGAAACUUCCCAGUGCAGACCUCUAUGAUGUCGUCGAGGGCUACAUAAAAAUUUCAGUAGACUGUUUAGAAAUUUUCAGAUUACUGGAGGGGGAGAAUCAUUCAGAGUCUGAAAUGAUGCUGAUAUUUCAGAGUUUAGAGAUGAUUUUGCUGCGGACAGCUAGUGAUUUGUCUCAUUUGAGUAUGGUGGGCUCCAACAUAGUAAGGAAGACGUUGUCCACUCACAUGAAGCUUCUGCUCUCCUCUCUGUAUUCUAACAACUAUCGGUUUGUCCGCCAGUGUCUGUGUUUCCUGUCUGCUAUGGUAUCUCAGGGUACGGAGGCCGCCAGAGGGGUCUUCAGUCACGUGAACUUCAGCAGAGGUCUUUCUGGACUCGCUCGGAGAAGAGACAAAUUGGGAAAGCCAGACAUAAGAAUGGCUUACAUACAGUUUGUCCUCUCUUUCUUGAUGUCUGGAGACAAUACAAUAAUUGGCCAGAUUGUGGACACCAAAGAUUUCUUGUAUGAAAUCGUGUCCAGUGGACUUAAAGAUGACAGAAUAUCCAUAGUUAACCUGAUUCUAUCCACCCUUCAAACAAAAGUCAUACAGAAUAAGACCAUCACUAAAACUCAGAAGGUGCGUUUAUUUAGUCCUUCAGUACUGGCUCAGAUAGCCUCUCUCUAUAGAUGGAACGGGAUCGUAGAUAUCAGCACGGAUGAUGAAGAGAAACAGAAGGGUGAAGGAGGGAAACGUAUCGUGAGAGAGCUGGUUCAUAACUUCCUCCUCGACCUCUGCUGCUCGCGCAAACAUGGGAUCAGUUUUCCAGACCCGAGUCUGGGAACAGCAGGGCGAGCAGGAAACAUUGUUCUCCUGCAGUUCUUGGUGGGGCUGAAGCAGGCGACAGAAGAUGAGAUGGUGGCGGAGCUGGUCGUUAGUGUUCUGAAGAACAGUCCCGAUUUACUGACCAGAUACUUCAAAGAAACCCAGUUCUCCUUCACUCCACGCAUCAAGAGUGUAUGGCAGAACAACGUUAGUCUACUCAAGAAAAUCUAUGAGGCUCAGCCGGAGGUGUCCAAGGCUUUCGAAGCACGUGAAAUGAUUCCUUUACCUCGACUGCUGUCCAUGCACUUGGUUACAUCUCUACCACCAGUGUGCAAUAAAGUCUUCUUCACUCAGGGGAUCAAUUUACCUAACUUGGUGGUUCAGCACACAACUCUUUCCCUCCUGACCUUCAUCCUGAAGCGAGCACAGAAAAAUAUUGAGCACUGUCUGGACAGAACAGUCUGGGAGAGUUCAGAAAUUUACAGCCCUGCCAUGAUGGAUGAGUUUGUUCAGCUUUACAGACAGGCCUUGAGCAAAAUUCUACCAGACAUGGUGUCCAUUGUUUCCAAAUGGCAGUCGCUCUCAAAGGAGAAUGACGAUGGAGCAAAUAUCAAGACCACAGGACAUAAAAAAGAGGACAAGAGAGAGGCUGAAGAACACACACAACAGGAUGAGCCAAAGCUUAUUCUGGUGAAAGCGUUGCUUCUCCAAGUGAUGUGCUUGUAUCAAAGGGUGGUUCCUCACCUUGUCAGCCAGAGCAAAUUUGACUUCAGCAAACUCCUGAAAGGCAUCGUGACGGAUAAGGGAAUGAAACAGGAAGUUCCUCCAGUUCUGCAGUAUCAGAUUAUACAGCUCACUCUUCUGCUUCCUGCCAGCAAAUUCUCCUGGUUCCGUGUUCAGGAAAAUGCAGAUCUGCCUAUGGAAAAGGGAGAGAAAUCCGUUUUCUAUUUGUUAUUGAAAAUGUUUGUGAACAGUAACGGUAGCUACUUGAAGACCUCAACCAGGAUGCUUGUGUUAAAAGUGUUAAGGGACAGUGGUGUGUUUGAGCACACAUGGAAGGAGCUGGAGUUGUGGCUGGAUCAUCUUACCCAUUUGGACCAAUCACAGCAGGAGACUGUUAUUCGUUUUCUAGACCAUGUUCUGAUGAAAGUGGUGUGUAACCAGCACGUUUACACUGAAAAAGCAGCGAGUAUGGUCCAAGAGGCAGCGUACCUGCAGACUAAUCUGAGCAGUCAAGAAGGAGAUGAAGCCAGCAUCCCCAUAUCACACAUUGAUGAUGUGUUGGACAUGGUUGAUGUUAUUUUGGAGGGCAAUGAAGGGGACGUUGAAGAGAUCGGACCGCCCCUCACUGAAGACAUCAUCCUCCAGAUGUUCCCCUUCAGUGUAAUUGUGCCAGCUGUGCUAGAGUCCCGCAACAAACUUCCAGACAGUUUAAGAGAUGAGAAUGGUGUGGUGUAUGAGUACAUGAGUGCAGUGCUGUGUGAUAUUCUGCACUGUCAGAGAGAUCCACUGGCUCUUUGUCUGACCCUCCAGCAUUAUGAUAAAGAGCUGAACCCCACAGACACUUCAGCAGCUCCUCAUCCCCCUGUCAUCACCUUCUACAACUACUACUCACAAUGGCUCCCCAAACAGUCACAGGAGACUCUGUUCAUCACUGAAGACUGCACUGAAAGUCCGUCUGCUGGUGGCUUCACGGCGCUUCUGAAGGCGGUCUAUAGUGAAGGGCCGUGUGCUUUCCUGCAGGACUCUUUUAAAGAGGCUGUACAUGAAGCUCUGGCCAAACUGGAUGUGUCCCAAAUCCCACUGGCUGUCAGUCAAGUGCUUCUCUACAUCAGAACCUACGUGCUCAAUUUUAAUUUGCUUCAGAAGCAAUCAGCAGCAGAGGUAUUGAGCUGUCUGAUGACAGUGCUGAACUCUCUCAUACUGAAACUACUGAACUCUGAACAGGCUCGAGCUGAACCUGCAGAACAGAAGGAAGAGGAAGAGCUCUUUUUUGAUACAAACCUCAUACCUUCUCAGAACACUGACAAAGAACAGAUCAUACGGGCUGUGCUCAGAUCAGUGUUCAAACAUCCUACAGUGGAGCUGUGGUUUCUGGCUCUAGAGCUGGGCACUUUCCCCCCUCACACACUGAAUCCGGUGCAUUUAAAGCAGCUGUGUGUGUGUCUCUCGGAGGGCACGCUCACACUGCUGCAGUCCAGUGCCGUCACACUCAGACAGCUGCACGCAUUAGAGCUCAUCAGUACAUACCUGACGACUACACACAGAGCUGUUCUCAAACAACUGCAAGAAAGCAUAAAGUGUCCCAAAAAGGAUUCACGCGCUCUUCGAGUGCUCUUAUCUCUGCAUGAGUACAUUGACUCGUACAGUCUGAAGGAGGUAGUGUCCACCCUGCUGCUGCUCCCUCAGGAGUGUCUGGUGACAGCUGAGAACGAGCUCGGUGUGUACGGUCAUGCAGUGCUGGAGCUCUUCACAGACAACAUGAGUCGCAGCGGCUUCAGUACUCUCUCACAUGCUCACCUGCGGGGUCUGGCUGCGCUCCUCACAUCCUGCCAGUGUGUACAGCUUGAGGACUUCCUGCUGCAGGUGUUGUCCCAAGAGCCAGGCAGUGCAAGACUCAUUCAAACUGAGGUUCUCCUGCACUGUAUCCAGAGAGACAGUCCCUCAGCUCAGGCUUUGGGAGUUCUUCUGCUUCAGAACUGCUCCACACAUGUUCUCAGCUUUGAGCUCUGGUGUCUGGAGUCAGCUAACCUAUCACAGAUCACCUCCCAGAGCACAAGCUUCCUGUGUUUACUCAACACUUACCUGCAGAGAGCCGCUCUGGAUGAUCCCUCUCGCCCUAAACACAUUCAAAGAUCAGUUCUGCAGGCCCUGAAGAAAGCGUUACUGUCUGAGCUGUGGAGUGCAGUGCAGGAAGGAGAGGCAAGAGUUUCAACAGGUCUCCAUGUGCAGGUCCUCUCCAACCUCAUCCGCCUGGCAGCUUCAAACUCUGACCUCACCCAACUUAUGAAUGAUCUACCUUCCAUACUUAACAACUCAGACAGUUAUGAAAGUUGGCAGCUGGCAGACUGUAUCAGUGAAAAGCUGUGUGAUAGUUCAGAGGAGCUGUCUUACUGGAGAAGAUCUCUGCUCACUGCUGCUUUCCACUGGCUGUCCAAAGUAUACAAAGAGCAGAAAGACCCACAAACCCACCAUGAAGAGGCCAUGCUGACCAGAGUCAAAUCUCUCCUGAUCUUUCCAGAAAAUGUCACUGCAUCGGACUGGAACAACUUUGUCAAGUCUGGACUGAAAUAUCGAUACUGCGACCCUGGCUUUUUGGGCACCCUAAACACACUGUUGGAGAUCAUGUAUGGAGCACCAGAGACCUCUAAAGAGUUUUUGCCAUUGGCGACUCUCCAUAUGAUGAUCACCAGUCACUCUCUGUUUUUGCCCACAAUGCUGACCACACAGGACGAUCCUGACAGUCUGUCUAAAGAGGCAUUGGUUUCUCUCCUGCUCACACUAGUGAAGAAAUGUCGCGAAGUGUGUAACACCAAUCACUUCCUUGUGCUGCUUGGUGCAUAUGGAGCUUCACUGAGCACCACAGAUCAGAAGCUGUUACUCCUGCUGCGGGAAUAUGAGAAGAACAACAUUAGUCUUAAAGAGUUUCAGUAUGUGCUGUGGGGCCCUUCUGCAUUAGAGCACCAUAAAGCCCGUAAGAGUCUGGGACCGUCACUGUGGCAGAGGCCCAGCUCAGAGCAGCUGCUGUCACUGCUCACUGCAGACAGGAUGAUGAACACAGUGAUGCACUUCCCACAGCAGCGGUACAUCAUCCCUCGGGAGAGUAAAGGCUUGAUCUACUCACAGGAGGGCAAACGGUCUCUAGAUUUGUCAUGUCUGUAUGAUCCCUGUUUCCUCCUCCCUCUGUUCAGCUUUAUCCUUUGCCCAGAGUGUGUGGUGGACUGUCAGAAGUUUGUUUCGAGUCAUGCUUUGGGUGUCACAGUGGCAGCCCUGAGCAGCUAUGACCCUAAAGUGAGAGCUGCCGCAUACCAAAUACUGGGCUCUUUCUACCAACAUCUGGAGGGCGCUCGUUUCCAAGAGAAGAGACAGCUUUUGUACUUGCUCGACACAGUCAAGAAUGGAAUCCAAAAGCAAAAUCAACAGGUGCCAUUUGUGCAUGUGACCUACAUUACCAAAGUUGCUCAACAAAUUUUUAAACCUGAGGAACACAUGUAUGUGGUAGUGACCAGAUUUAUUCUGGGAACUCAGUUUUUGGACCUUAAGAGGAUUCCUGACUUCUUCAAACUGUUCUUCAGCUGUGAUAUGGAGCAUAAAAUGGAGCGGAAGUGGGUGUUGAGUGUGUUGGAGGAAGGGGUCCGAGAUAAAUUCUGCUAUGAGCUCUUUGAGAAGCAAGGCAUCUGUCAGACUCUAAUGGGCUUCAGCAGUAGUCCUCUCUGUGACCAGCUCACUCAGAAUCAGAUUUUGAAUAUUUUGCUGCAGGCCGCUCAUGUCAAUAGAGCGGCUUAUGACCUCACCAAAGAACAUGGAGUCUUAACAUGGAUAUUACAGCUGAUAGAAAAGAGGUAUGUGGACAGCAAGUUGUUGAGUUGUGUCAUUGAGUUGCUUCAUACACUGUGGUUCACUAACUUGGGUGAUAAAGAGGGCAGCACAGACUCAAGCAGCACUGCAGCAGAGCGGCCACAGACUUCAGGCAGAUGUCUUCCUCUGCAAAUCAUCAAUGAGUUUCAAAGCACACUGCUCACAGUUAUCAGACAUUUGGGGGCUGGUGUGAGCGCACCUCAGCUGAAGGCAUUCCUGCAUACACUCUCCUCUGUACUGACGCAUUGUGGGACAGCUGUGAAUGCUCACAGAGAGAGUGGUUGGCUGACACUGCACCCACAUAAACUCCCUUGUUCUGAAGUGCUCAUUCUCCUGCAGCGCUGGGGAAUACUGGCGCAUGACACCUCACUGCUGUCUGCUCUUCAGGCUCUCGCCAACAAACACAAAGUCAAAGAGCUGCUGGGCUCUGGAAGAGAGAAAGGGCAAGGAAAAUACCACCCAGUGAAGCAUAAUCAAUUUCAAAUGGAAAAACAGAACGAUGUUGUUGAUGGACAAAGGGAAAUACUGGAGCAGGCUUUAAUGGAGGAGUGUAAACCUCUUUUGAGAAACAUUCUCAUUCAGUGGGAACCUAAACAGCAAAAAGCUGUUAUCACUGACCAACCUGAUUCCAUAGAUCUAGGUGAUGCCACUUCCCGUUUAAUUCUAAAGUGGGCCCUUAAGACAUUGGCGGAGAGCCCGUAUCAAGGCAACAGCACCUUAGCUUUCUUAAAAUGGAUGCAUAGAAACAUACUGCCUCGUGCAGACAUCGUAGAUGCUUUUCUAACCGAUGAAGAUGCAAGAAAUGACAUCCUAAGACUGUAUCGCCAGACAUAUGACCACACAACUGGAGAACAUCGCUCAACUGUGGAGACCCUGCAGCUAUUCUCUGCAGUCAUGGUUAAUUUUCUGGAGGCACGGAGUGAUUCUCUGAGUGACAUACACCAGAUGGUGAUAAAGACAUGCAUGCCUUCAAAUGAAGAUGAUGUUGCCAAGACAGAAACGGGCCUAAAACUGCUCUCGCUGUACAUCUAUGAGAUCUGGAGUGGAGCACGGUCCCCUGACCUCCUUUUGACUCAUGCCAGACUGGUGUGUGGGGGCAACAGGAAGUGCAUCAAAAAGGCCAAAUCACAUAUACUGCACAUGUGUCAAGACAUUCUGUCUACUGUGGACUCAUGACAUACUGCUCUGUGUAUUCAUGAGAUACGAUCCUUUUGCUAAAUUGUAAAAAAACGGGAAAAAAUAAAAAUAAAAAUUACAGUUAUACUUGUAUACUGUAAGGAAUUGUUUUAAAAUAAAAAGAUUUUCAAAUAAGUAUGUGAGUUUGUUGGCUAUGGAUGACAUUGGUAGACUGAAAUACCAGUGAAACUUUUUGAGAUUAUGGGCUAUAUACAAAACAGGCACUAUUAAUAAACAGCUGUUAAACAUUCAAAUAAAUUGUAUUUUAA